Nematostella vectensis (starlet sea anemone) is the source of this 1020-nucleotide messenger RNA. RefSeq lists its product as uncharacterized. The record is from RefSeq and is a predicted model, not a curated record. The transcript is spliced from 3 exons. Bases 279 to 827 code for a protein of 182 amino acids. NCBI's taxonomy places the organism in Eukaryota, Metazoa, Cnidaria, Anthozoa, Actiniaria, Edwardsiidae.
CUUGAAUUUCAUACGCCGAUCCGUCAAUACAAUCCCAAAUGGAAGAAGCUCUAAUUUUCUUUUUAAUUACCAGAUUGUGUUUUACAGUCGAUUUGUAUCGGAAGUCACGGGACUAAAUUUCGCAAGCGUUGGAACUCGAUUCUCGAAUAUCAGCUAAAGCCAUGGGUACAUAAGCUCUCUCUGCGUGCAACUUCAGCACGAAUCUGUCAAGUCUCAGGAGCUUUCUUCCCCGGACGUGUCAAUAAACUACAGACUUAUCUACAUUAUUUGAUUUGACAAUGAAUUCCAUUCCUGUUCUGCUGGUACUUCUUGGCGCGUUUGCAGAAAUAGUCUUCAGCGCGCCGGCACGAGACGAGGACCUCGUUUACACAACCAUAGACUGUCCUGUCGGUAUAUGGGUCUGUCAAAAGCGGAGAAGUGAGAUCGCGCAGCCAGUCAGGAGGGAGCCGAGGGUGGACUGCCCCCCCGGUGUGUGGACAUGCCAAAAGAAACGAGAGGAAGCUCAACAAGAGCCACUAGCACCAGAAGCAAUUCCUGAGAAUGCCGUGGAGUCUGACGCGGAUAACCUUUGCCCGCCCGGCGUAUGGACUUGUGGGAGCAGCGGCCGUAAAAAGCGACAGGCAGAGAUGCCCGCCCCAGUUUCCACCGUCCAAGAGGAAACCGAGAGGAGCAUCAACAUGUGUCCGCCUGGGAUCUGGGUCUGCGACAGGAAGAGAGAGCUCAAGCGACAGAGGGAGCAGAGAAGGCAAGCUGCGAUGGAAAAGCUUGAUCUAUCAGCUUUCAAGAAGGUCAAAAAGCCUUGUCCUCCGGGGAUUUGGGUUUGCUAGAAAACAUGGAAUGUGGAAGUGGAAUUGGAUCGAUCCAAAGGAAAUCACUGACAGCCCGAACGCGCGCGAAAAAAGUUACGUAACAGCAUACUGAAAAAAAAAACAAGAACAAAAACAAAGGAAAAACCCACAGAGGUUAAAGACAAAGUAAAGAUAAUAUUUCAUUGAAUAAACCGAUUGUUUAGUACGAGGA